Alternaria atra is the source of this 1023-nucleotide messenger RNA. RefSeq lists its product as uncharacterized. The coding region runs from base 1 to 1023 and encodes 340 amino acids. Gene Ontology annotation, cellular component: transcription factor TFIIF complex. NCBI's taxonomy places the organism in Eukaryota, Fungi, Ascomycota, Dothideomycetes, Pleosporales, Pleosporaceae. Gene Ontology annotation, biological process: transcription by RNA polymerase II; transcription initiation at RNA polymerase II promoter. The transcript has a single exon. The record is from RefSeq and is a predicted model, not a curated record.
AUGAACGGCGUUAAGGCAGAACCUGAUGUCGGCUUCAUGGACGACGAUUUCUACGAGGACACCGGCGAGAUGUCCAUCAACAAGGACAACCCACAGCAAGACGUCUGGCUCACGCGAAUCCCAGACUGGCUAUACGACGCCGUCUCCAAAUGGGAAAACAUCGCCGAUGGUAACGACAACGACCAGAUACAAAUCGGAGAAGUUUGCGCUUUCGCGACAACGAGUGGCAUCGACAAGGACAAGCCUAUGCGCGUCUUCCUCAACGAUCGCUGGCGCGCAAAGUCAAACUUACCCUCGGCCUUCCAACUAGAUCCCGCAGCGGCAUCCGAGGCUCAGUUAGGCAACACGUACGUCUUCACGGAGAAGGAUCUACCGGGCUUCAAAGGACAGGGAUAUGGAUACGGCAGAGGCCAACAAGGAAGCUUUGGUGGUGUACAAGAUCCGAACGCGCGCGUCCAGAAGCGAAGCAAAUACAAGAAGGCAAUUCCUAAGCAGACUGCGCUCAUCGGCCAUGCGACGCGCCAAUACAACGCGAACCCUCUCGAGACAAAGGAGUUCAAGGACUUCAGCGCCGCGCGCAUCAAGCAAGCCAUUCAAGGCUCCCACACUACCACCAUCAUUACGAAAGACACCGAUGUCUCAGACGUCAACAACUCCAUUACACUCAACAAUCGCUUCAAGAACUUCAUCAGGCCUACGACCAAGGCGAAAUCACAACAGAACAAGGCUGCUCGUAUGGCUCGUUCCGACCUCAUCGACGUACUCCACCAGCUGUUCGACGAGUACCAGUACUGGCCAAUGAAAGCUAUCAAGCAGCGCACAAAACAGCCGGAACAGUAUCUGAAGGAGGUCCUUGGCGACAUUGCCCUCCUCGUCAAGUCUGGACCGUUUGCCAGUAAUUGGAAGCGCCAGGCUGUAUUCGACAACCAGCGCGACACCAGUAAACAGGCAGAGGCAGCAGCGCCAGAGGGACCUGGUGAUGGAGACACCGAGGGCGAGGAUGAGAUGGAAGAUGUAGUCUAG